AUGGACUGAAAAUUGUUACAUUCAAGAACGAACGUGUACCAGACGAUAGAAGCAGAUAGAAGUGAAUUAGAAAUUCUAGAUAAAUGACAGUUGCCUGUGCAGUUAUCGAUUUAUUUUGGUCAUUUUUAAUAGCUGUUAUCCAUUUCUGCCAAUAAUCUGUUUUAUAAUUCUUAAAACUGGAAGAAAGUUGAAAAAAAGUUAAAUUGAGAUCCUUUGGACAUAUUGUUUUUCGUCCUCGAUACAUAUCUGAUUAACUUUCAUUACUUUUACAAAAGCAGUUAUGGCUCAACAAGAGGAGUUUCGCAAGUAUUUAGAGAGAUCUGGUGUCAUGGAUGCUCUUACACGGAUACUUGUCAAGCUCUACGAAGAAUCUGAGAAGCCAACUGAUGCUUUAGACUAUAUACGUAAAACUCUUGGUGAUAUCGUGGAAGAUAGUAAUACGGUAGAGAUUGAUAGCUUAAAGAAAGAAUUGAAGGAAUCUAAAGCUCAAAUUGCUGAAUUGAAAGCAAAAUUAUCCAAGUAUGAACAAAAGGAAGCAACGACUGAAUAACUAUGGACAACAUAUCUUUGACCAGAGUUCAUGCUAGUCUUUUUUUUUUUUUUUGGACACUGACUUUUCUAGUCAGUCUAUGUGCCUUAUUAAUAUACGAUGUUAAAAAAAAAACAAGUUAGAAUAUAAGAUAAAUUACUAAACUUCUGUGUAAACAUUCCAUCAUUUACAUGUGAUCAUUCAUUCAUGUACUUUUAUUUUAAGAAAAUGAUUUAACUGUGUUACCUUUCUAAAUAGAAUUUAUUUUCUAAGGACAAAUUUAUCAAGUAUAUGACAUAGUACUUAAUGUCAAGUAUUUUGUACAGAACAGAUCUCAUGCUCAAAUAAAUAUUUCUUUUACGUUUA
Monomorium pharaonis (pharaoh ant) is the source of this 895-nucleotide messenger RNA. Its product is annotated as c-Myc-binding protein homolog. Gene Ontology annotation, biological process: regulation of DNA-templated transcription. Gene Ontology annotation, cellular component: nucleus. Gene Ontology annotation, molecular function: transcription coactivator activity. The record is from RefSeq and is a predicted model, not a curated record. The transcript is spliced from 3 exons. Bases 281 to 550 code for a protein of 89 amino acids. Lineage: Eukaryota; Metazoa; Arthropoda; Insecta; Hymenoptera; Formicidae.